AGAGAGAGAAACAGAGCAAAAAAAUGGCUUCUUAUUUCAGAGUUUUUCUUUUCUUAGCCUUUUUUGCUGCUUCUUCCAUAGCUCAAUCUCCAGCUCCGGCCCCAAAAAUUUCUCCGGCAGCAACUCCAACUCCGGCGCCGGCACCGGUAUUAGCUCCGCCGACCGCAACUCCAACUCCAUCUCCAACUCCAACUGCGACUCCAACCCCGGCACCGUCUACCGCUCCCACUACUUCACCGACUCCAUCUCCGGCAGCUUCCGCAACUUCUCCAUCUCCAUCUCCGUCUGGCGCCGGCGCUGUUUCACCAUCGGCACCUACUCCUACAGGUGGUGCACCGGCGGAUCAGCCUUCAGCCGACAACACGCCGUCGUCGCCUAACGCCGGUAACAGAGCCGUCAUUGGCGGUGCUGCAUUCGCUGGCGUGAUCAUCGCUGCUGCUUUGCUGUAGAGGCGACACGUGUACUAACACGUGUUUUGUUCUUUUGAUGGACGGACGAGAUCUGUUUUGUAAUACUUAUCUUUUUAAUUACUUUUGUGAUUUAUUUGUUUGGUACAUUGUGGGUUUUUUUUUUUUUUGUUAAUUAUAUUUUUCAUUUUAGAGUGAAUCAUUCAUCAUCCCUAUGUACAUUUCAAGUGAAAUAAAUUUGAGUUUUUAUUCUUUUUGUUA
Solanum verrucosum is the source of this 668-nucleotide messenger RNA. RefSeq lists its product as uncharacterized. NCBI's taxonomy places the organism in Eukaryota, Viridiplantae, Streptophyta, Magnoliopsida, Solanales, Solanaceae. The coding region runs from base 24 to 449 and encodes 141 amino acids. The record is from RefSeq and is a predicted model, not a curated record. The transcript has a single exon.